This is a messenger RNA of Aspergillus ochraceoroseus IBT 24754, 1371 nucleotides long. RefSeq names its product putative ZIP Zinc transporter (gene zrfC). The transcript has 4 exons. Lineage: Eukaryota; Fungi; Ascomycota; Eurotiomycetes; Eurotiales; Aspergillaceae. Gene Ontology annotation, molecular function: zinc ion transmembrane transporter activity. The record is from RefSeq and is a predicted model, not a curated record. Gene Ontology annotation, cellular component: plasma membrane. Gene Ontology annotation, biological process: zinc ion transmembrane transport. The coding region runs from base 1 to 1371 and encodes 456 amino acids.
AUGAAGAUUCUAUCACUUCUUUUUUUCUCCAGCGUCGUUUGUGCAGCUGCUGUCACUGAUUGCCACACGCACGGAGAAAACGUAUACUGCAUCGACCAAGAUGGGGACGAAGUCCAGGUAAUCUUAACAGCCACUCCGACAGGAGCGUUGCCCGCUCAGUAUACUGGCUGCCAUUCUUACGGGGAGGAAAGAUACUGUGUUGACCCUGACGGAAACGACGUCCAGAUCCUGGAAGUGGGAGAAUCAACCCAUGCCGCCGACGACGACGACGACCACGGCAGUGAAUCAUCCGCGUCGGAGGAAGAAGAAAACGGGCAAGAGUUGGAUUGUCAUUUUCACGCGGGCGUGGAACACUGUGUGGGGGUUGAAUCGGAAGAAAGUGGAAGCAGUGCUGCCACCUGUGGGAUCCAGACUCGCGAUUAUGAUGUGCCUUUGCGAAUAGGAACUUUAUUUGUUGUCCUUGUCACCAGUGGUAUUGGCGUCUUCAUUCCCCUUAUACUGGCGAAGCUACCAUCUGCGUCUCUCAAUACUUGGAUCAGCAUUGUGAUCAAGCAGCUCGGCACGGGUGUCAUUCUUGCCACUGCAUUUAUUCAUCUCUACACGCAUGCCAACCUUAUGUUCACCAACGACUGCCUCGGGGAAUUGGAAUACGAAGCCACAACCUCUGCCAUUGUCAUGGCUGGCGUUUUCCUCUCCUUCCUGACAGAGUAUAUCGGGCAUCGCAUCAUUUUCGCUCGUUCCUCUUCCAGAUCGUCGCCGCAACCAACCGAAACUGUAUCAGAGGUAUCCAAAGCGGCUUCUCCAGAGCAGCCACGAGUGCAGGAACACGCAACCCUCGUCCAGCUAGGCCACCACCACGGGAGUCCCUUGGAUCCAACAAACCCGAAUACCAAACUCCCUGUGAUUGUCAUGGAAGCCGGAGUCAUUUUCCAUAGUAUUCUGAUCGGACUUACCCUGGUCGUGGCCGGAGAUUCUCUCUAUCGCACCCUCUUAGUAGUCAUCAUUUUCCACCAGUUCUUCGAAGGUCUGGCGCUUGGUGCCAGGAUUGCGCUCCUUCCAGGUCGUUUGUUCCCAAACAAAGUCUUCAUGGCCGGGGUCUUUGCGGGGAUUACACCCAUCGGUAUGGCCAUCGGACUUGGGGCGUUGCACUCAUUUAACGGCAACGAAAGGAGUACCCUUCUUGCGUUGGGCACGCUAAAUGCCCUUUCCGCAGGUAUCCUGGUGUGGGUGGGUGUAGUGGACAUGUGGGCCCGCGAUUGGGUGAUCGAGGGAGGAGAUCUUAUGAAUGCUCCAAUUAGACGUGUUCUCGUCGGUGGGAUCUCAUUAAUUGCUGGAAUGGCUUUGAUGGGAUUGCUAGGAAAGUGGGCUUAG